CUUCCCACCCGACCCCCAACCCCCAUCCCCAGUUGGAGCCGCCGCCCGAGAGGCCGGGCCGUCGUCUUGGGAGGAGUCCCCGCCGCCGUCACCUCCGCCAUGGAGCUCAUAACCAUCCUCGAGAAGACCGUGUCUCCGGAUCGGCUGGAGCUGGAAGCGGCGCAGAAGUUCCUUGAGCGUGCGGCUGUGGAGAAUCUGCCCACGUUCCUUGUGGAACUGUCCAGAGUGCUGGCAAAUCCCGGAAACAGUCAGGUUGCCAGAGUUGCAGCUGGUCUACAAAUUAAGAACUCUUUGACAUCGAAGGAUCCAGAUAUCAAGGCACAGUACCAGCAGAGGUGGCUUGCUAUUGAUGCUAAUGCUCGGCGGGAAGUCAAGAACUAUGUUUUGCAGACUUUGGGCACAGAGACUUACCGGCCUAGUUCAGCCUCACAGUGUGUGGCUGGUAUCGCUUGUGCAGAGAUCCCAGUAAGCCAGUGGCCGGAACUAAUUCCUCAGCUGGUAGCCAAUGUCACCAACCCCAACAGCACGGAGCACAUGAAAGAGUCCACACUGGAAGCCAUCGGUUACAUUUGCCAAGAUAUAGACCCGGAGCAGCUGCAGGAUAAAUCCAAUGAGAUCCUGACUGCCAUAAUCCAGGGCAUGCGGAAGGAAGAGCCUAGUAACAAUGUGAAGCUGGCCGCUACCAACGCGCUCCUGAACUCACUGGAGUUCACCAAAGCAAACUUCGACAAAGAGUCUGAACGGCACUUUAUCAUGCAAGUGGUCUGUGAAGCCACACAGUGUCCAGAUACAAGGGUAAGAGUGGCUGCUUUACAGAAUCUAGUGAAGAUAAUGUCCUUGUAUUACCAGUACAUGGAGACAUACAUGGGCCCUGCCCUCUUUGCAAUCACAAUUGAAGCAAUGAAAAGUGACAUUGAUGAGGUAGCUCUCCAAGGGAUAGAGUUCUGGUCCAAUGUCUGUGAUGAGGAAAUGGAUUUGGCCAUUGAGGCUUCAGAGGCAGCAGAACAAGGACGGCCCCCGGAGCACACCAGCAAAUUUUACGCCAAGGGAGCGCUGCAGUACCUGGUGCCCAUCCUCACACAGACACUAACUAAACAGGAUGAAAACGAUGACGACGAUGACUGGAACCCUUGCAAAGCAGCUGGGGUGUGCCUCAUGCUCCUGUCUACCUGCUGUGAAGAUGACAUUGUGCCACAUGUCCUUCCCUUUAUUAAAGAGCACAUCAAGAACCCUGACUGGCGGUACCGGGAUGCAGCAGUGAUGGCUUUUGGCAGCAUCUUGGAAGGACCAGAGCCUAACCAGCUUAAACCAUUAGUCAUACAGGCUAUGCCCACCCUGAUAGAAUUAAUGAAAGACCCCAGUGUAGUUGUUCGAGAUACAACAGCAUGGACUGUGGGCAGGAUCUGUGAGCUGCUGCCUGAAGCUGCCAUCAAUGAUGUCUACUUGGCACCCCUUUUACAGUGUCUGAUUGAGGGUCUCAGUGCUGAACCCAGAGUGGCUUCAAAUGUGUGCUGGGCUUUUUCCAGUCUGGCUGAAGCUGCUUACGAAGCUGCAGAUGUAGCUGAUGAUCAGGAAGAACCAGCCACCUAUUGCUUGUCUUCUUCCUUUGAACUUAUAGUUCAGAAGCUGCUGGAGACCACCGACAGACCUGAUGGACACCAGAACAACCUGAGAAGUUCUGCAUAUGAAUCUCUAAUGGAAAUUGUAAAAAACAGUGCCAAGGAUUGUUACCCUGCGGUGCAGAAGACCACCCUGGUCAUUAUGGAACGGUUGCAGCAGGUGCUUCAGAUGGAGUCCCACAUCCAGAGCACGUCGGACAGGAUCCAAUUCAAUGACCUCCAGUCUCUACUCUGUGCAACUCUUCAGAAUGUUCUCCGGAAAGUGCAGCAUCAAGAUGCUUUGCAGAUCUCUGAUGUGGUCAUGGCCUCCCUGUUAAGGAUGUUCCAAAGCACAGCUGGGUCUGGCGGAGUGCAAGAAGACGCCCUGAUGGCAGUCAGCACACUGGUGGAAGUGUUGGGUGGUGAAUUCCUCAAGUACAUGGAGGCCUUUAAACCAUUCCUGGGCAUUGGAUUGAAAAAUUAUGCUGAAUACCAGGUAUGUUUGGCAGCUGUUGGCUUAGUUGGAGACUUGUGCCGAGCCCUGCAGUCUAACAUCUUACCUUUCUGUGAUGAGGUGAUGCAGCUGCUCCUAGAGAACUUGGGGAAUGAGAAUGUCCACAGGUCUGUGAAACCACAGAUUCUGUCUGUGUUUGGUGACAUUGCUCUUGCCAUUGGUGGAGAAUUUAAGAAAUACUUGGAGGUUGUACUGAAUACACUGCAGCAGGCCUCCCAAGCCCAAGUGGACAAGUCAGACUUUGACAUGGUGGAUUAUCUGAAUGAGCUAAGAGAAAGCUGCUUGGAAGCUUAUACGGGAAUCGUCCAGGGAUUGAAGGGAGACCAGGAAAACGUACACCCUGAUGUAAUGCUGGUGCAACCCAGAGUAGAAUUUAUUUUGUCUUUUAUUGAUCACAUUGCUGGAGAUGAGGAUCAUACGGAUGGAGUGGUAGCUUGUGCUGCUGGACUGAUAGGGGACUUGUGUACAGCAUUUGGAAAGGAUGUACUGAAAUUAGUAGAAGCUAGGCCAAUGAUCCAUGAACUAUUAACUGAAGGGCGGAGAUCGAAGACUAACAAAGCAAAGACCCUUGCUACGUGGGCAACAAAGGAACUGAGGAAACUGAAGAACCAAGCUUGAUCUGGUACCAUUGGGAUGAUGACCUGAGACCCCCACUGGAAAUCUCCAAUCUUUUGAAAAAACCCGGAAGUGAGGAGUGUGCACGGAUGCUGAAUGUUUGGGAAUGAGAGGAUGAGUGAGUGAGGCUUGAAAACACCACACUGAAAAUCCUGCCACAGCCAACAGCAGCAGCGCUGUUAGUGAGCUAAGUAAGCACUGACUUUGUAGAAAACAUAACAUCAGCCAUCUUGGAACAGAGAAACAAUGGAUUUACUUACUUAUUAAAAACAAAAAAAGCUGUCUCUUCCCAGGGGAAGGCUAGAACUAGCUUUCCUAUCUUGGCCGGUGCCGAAUGGGAUGACUGAUUUGGGAGAGGAGGACCUGGGUUCACCUGUGGGGCUGUGUUGUGAAAGGCAACCCUGGCCCCCGCUACUGAGGAGAAAGAUGGAGCCCGGGUCUUGAGCCCACCUUCACUGUACCGUUGCACUUGGUACUGUAUAUGUGCCCUUGAGAAGGCGCGUGGGGGAUUUCACAGUCUGAGAAUGAGUGUGUGUGAGUGAGGCGGUACCCACAUUCUCAACUUCAAGUCAUUGCAGUUUCUUUUUCCCAGAAGACAAAGGGGUUUGAUGUUGCAUUUCAUAAACUAACUGAAGUUCUGGCUACUGAUGCAGCACAAGAGGCUGUCUCACAAAACGAGGAAAGACGCUGUUUAUGUUUGGUUUGGUUUCAUUUUAAUUAUUCUAGGGAAAACACUGACGAAUGGUCAGAGUUCCUGUCCUGAUCUUUUCAUCAAGGCGCCUUUCCUGAUAAUAUGGUUCAGCUGUGAAUGUAGCUAUGGGGGGAGGGGGGAAAAAAGAAAACUCUGGAGUUAGAGGAUAUAGAAAAUUAAAAGUACAGUUGUUACAAAUAAAACGCAGACUUCAAAG
Rattus norvegicus (Norway rat) is the source of this 3635-nucleotide messenger RNA. It is a transcript of the gene Kpnb1, whose product is annotated as karyopherin subunit beta 1. Gene Ontology annotation, biological process: protein import into nucleus; intracellular protein transport. The coding region runs from base 100 to 2730 and encodes 876 amino acids. Lineage: Eukaryota; Metazoa; Chordata; Mammalia; Rodentia; Muridae. Gene Ontology annotation, cellular component: nuclear envelope; cytoplasm. The transcript is spliced from 22 exons. Gene Ontology annotation, molecular function: small GTPase binding. The record is from RefSeq and is marked validated.